ACACAUCUCGACCCCAAAUAUGACCAUUCAGCGAGCAGAUGACACUGCGUGCGUUUUAAUUUUUUAAAUAAGCUGCUGAUCCCCUGCUGGGCGUGUGAGGGCGACAAUUGUUUUUGACAAUAUCCCGAUCGAGGCGAUGCCGUAGGCUGACAGGAGGUGAGCUCCCUGACCGAUUAAACUGCAUCAGCGAGGGGAAACCAAAAUAGCACGCAUUAAUUUCGGGGGCGGCGCGGGGGCCGAUGGACGACUACAAAUUCUUGUUCAAGGUGGUGCUGGUCGGCAAUGCGGGCGUCGGCAAGACGUGUCUCGUUCGCCGAUUCACACAGGGGCUCUUCCCGCCUGGCCAGGGCGCCACCAUCGGAGUCGACUUCAUGAUCAAGACUGUCGAAUUGGAGAACGAGAAGGUCAAGUUGCAAAUUUGGGACACGGCCGGCCAGGAACGCUUCCGGUCGAUCACGCAGAGCUACUACAGGUCGGCACACGCCCUGAUUCUCGUCUACGACAUCAGCAGCCAGCCGACCUUCGACUGCCUGCAGGACUGGCUCAGGGAAAUCGAGGAGUACGCAAGCAAUAAAGUGCUCAGGGUGCUUGUCGGCAAUAAAACGGACAGGGAGGACCGCGAAAUCCCCACGUCGGUCGGAGAGGACUUUGCCAACAGGCAUAACAUGUAUUUCGUCGAGACGUCGGCCAAGGAGGCCGAGAACGUCGAAAGACUCUUCAUGGUGAUCGCUUCCGAAUUAAUGGAGCAGGCUCGGUCAAAGGAGCUGCCGAGGUACGAGACGCCGGCGCUGAGCAGCCGUUCGACGUCCGUGGGCGACGGUGGCUGCUGCGGCCGCUUUUCCUAGUGGCUCUCUCCGAGUGUUUUUGAAUGGACAUGGUUGUUGUUUGCAUUCACGAGGUUGUUGUUUGUUGUUAGACGUAAACUCGCGCAUUCCGAGCAAAAAUUCAGCAUUGUACUUAAAGAAAAAGUAUUCGAUCGACGCCUCGUUAAUUUAUUAUUGUUUUUGUGUAUACUUCUGUGAUAACAACCGAGCAAAGCUUUAUUAUUACUACUACAAUUAUUUUUGUUUAUUCCGAUUACACACCGAUUUCGCUGCAUUUCUCGCGCACCUGACUAACUAAUCUGUCUGUCGACGGCAGCCCAAUUAAUGUUGCUAGUUUAAUUAUUUAUGCUUUUAUUCCGAUUGAUUUCGCACUCUAUUUACCAGUGUUUGUAUACCUUUUGAGACAAAUAAACUGAAAUCAAAUCCGAA
Molecule: messenger RNA, 1253 nt
Organism: Cloeon dipterum
Lineage: Eukaryota; Metazoa; Arthropoda; Insecta; Ephemeroptera; Baetidae
Gene: Rab30
Product: RAS oncogene family member Rab30
Exons: 6
Coding region: 240-845 (201 amino acids)
Biological process (GO): vesicle-mediated transport
Cellular component (GO): trans-Golgi network; Golgi cisterna
Molecular function (GO): GTP binding; GTPase activity
Source: RefSeq, a predicted model, not a curated record